AUGGCCGACGUGACUCCCCAGAAGCGAGCACUUCCCGCUCGAGAGCGACGAGAAUCUGCAGCGAAGCGAAGAGCCUUGUCGCCGGCGCAACCUCCUCCGAACACGUCCCCUCCCAUCGAUCCCAAACCAUCAACGGCCGCCGCCACGCCAGCUACUGGCCGAAAGACGGGGUACACACGCGGGCCGUACAAGAAGCGAGCCAGCUUAAUCCAGGCUCAGACUCCCACCUCAGGUUCCCGCUCAUCACCUUCAGUCUCCACCUCCGUAGAUGCCUUGCCUACCCGUGUUGUGGCGCACAAGCCGUUACCUACGACGAAAGAAAAGCCCCCUUCGAAACUGUCCCUCAAAGAGUACCUGUCUAUUGCUGAGAGCACCAUUCUGGCCGCGUCCUUGUACCAAUCCCGCAUACAAUGGCUGUAUAAUGGCGUCUUCCAGAAGUACUAUGUCAAGAAGAGGAAGGGCGUCGAGGUGCCUCCCAGUAACCCAGAUAUCAAGUCAAUGCAGCGCUUGGGCCCUGCCACAAUAACCGUCGAACCCCAUACCUUUGAUGUUAUGUUUUACGUGGUCAAGGAUGCUACGGUACCUCUGCCCUACCCACGUCAUGCAAAUCAGCACACCGUCAAACAGAUGGGCCCUCCGUCGCACCCUCCGCCAUAUACUGGCCUCCCUCCCCAGGCUCCAUACCAACAGCACCAGACCCCACCGACUGUGUCCAAUCGCCCUUCGGCCACCAUGCCUCCCACCCCUAAGCCUGUGCCUACACAAGAGCCUCCACCUCCAAAAGCCACCGAGAAUGGCGCUCCCAAAGGGUCCAAACACGAAAAUAAUGCUCACCCUGCAUCCGUUAAUCUUCCGGCAGCACAGACGCCAAAUGAGAGGCAAACUCAAGCACCACAACCUGGUCCAAAGCCCAGUCCAGCAGCCGCAGGGAAAGGAAGUACGCAAGAUCCGGUGAUCCAGAUGCUAGCUGCGCGCGCUGCGUCAGACCCACAGUUGAAGGAGUUGAUGAAGGUUGUGGCUACCUCCAGGGCGUCGCCGGAACAGUUGAAGGAGUUCCAAUCCCACAUCGACGAGUUCAACGAGGUCAUUCGGCGGCAGGAAGCUGCGCGAGUUGCCAAGAAAGAAGGAACCCCCAGCCAGCCGUCGUCGACUAAGCCUGUACCGGAAGCCUCUCAACCUGCACCCGAUAUGCAAUCCACGCCCGCUAUACCGAGUUCACCAGCUGGACCGGCAGCAACCAUGCCAUCUACACAACCUACUGUGCAAAGUGCUCCUCGAACGCAGCCACUUCAGUCGGGCCCGGCUUCCACCCCCGCAGGCCCACCGCCAGCAGCAGCAGCGUUACCCGGAGUGGUGCACACAUUUCGAAAUCCCCCUGCGCCGCUUGGCCGUGGAGGUCCAUUAGCUGGCUAUGGUGGGUAUGCAGCUCCACCUCCGGGCCGACCAGAGCCCUUCAUCAAGCAUGUUGUCCUGGAAUUUACCAGUGUGCCCGCAGGCGGUCUGGCUGCUUGUCCAGACAGAUGGUUGUUUCCCGAGCAUGCAGUGCUGGACAUGCGGCCGAAUGGACUGGACAUGAUCUGCUCCUUCUUGGUAGAACUCCAAGGUUCGCAGAUCAUGUCCUGGGCGGGCGCUGGGUCUUCUGCAGGUAAAGGUGAUUCGGAAGGCAAGUGGCAAGCAGACCAAGAAUAUUAUCAGCCAGUGACCAUGACGGUCAGAGCGCGAGAUCACAAAGUCAUCCAGACGAUCGCCAAAGCCGCGAAGACACUCCCGGCAGUCCAAGAGUACAUGAAGGAAGUGAUGAGCAAGAAACAGCGGGCCCCGGUGGAAUAUCUGGUGCAUCGAUUGCCACGCGAAAGGAGCCAUGUGGGCGCGGAAGACACGGAGACGGGGUUUGUGGACAGCGGCGUGGAACUUGGCAGCGAUGCUGCGUCAGAAGACGACGACUUGAAGGACUGGUAUGGCAUAUGA
Molecule: messenger RNA, 1968 nt
Organism: Cladophialophora yegresii CBS 114405
Lineage: Eukaryota; Fungi; Ascomycota; Eurotiomycetes; Chaetothyriales; Herpotrichiellaceae
Exons: 1
Coding region: 1-1968 (655 amino acids)
Biological process (GO): chromatin remodeling
Cellular component (GO): Swr1 complex
Molecular function (GO): ATP-dependent H2AZ histone chaperone activity
Source: RefSeq, a predicted model, not a curated record